AUGCGUUGGGCUAUACUAACUGCCAGCCUGCUACAGGCCUGCACCGCCCUCUCAGGGGUCAGCCGUAAAGCGUGUCAGCACCCUACUAGACAGCCAUUGGAAGGAUGCCCCGAGGAUACACUUCUCGUCGGCCUAGGACAAAAGUUCUCAACAAUCCAGUCUGCAGUACUGAGUCUCCCAAAUGAUACCACACCCCACACCAUUCUCAUCCUCUCCGGCAACUACACAGAACAAGUAAACGUCACCCGCCCCGGUCCCGUGUACCUCUACGGCCAAACCCAAUACCCCAACGACCGUACCUUCAACACAGUAAAUAUAAUCUGGCGCAAUGCCACGGGCGCUGGUCUCUCCACCCUCGACAACGCCUACACCUCGACCCUAACCGUCGCCCCAACCUUCAACGCCAGCAAAACCGGCACCGGCCCCACAGGCGACCCCGUCCCCGCCGACACACCCUUUGGCAACACCGACUUCCGGGCCUACAAUCUAAACUUCAUAAACGACUACGCGCCCUACAGCGCAGGCCCCGCCCUCGCCAUAAGCAUCAGCUACGCAAACAGCAGUUUCUACCACUGCGGCAUCUACUCCUACCAAGACACCGUCUACGUCGGCAAAUUGGGCAACGCCUAUUUCCACAAGAACGAAAUCGCCGGCCAAACGGACUUCUUCUACGGCUUCGGCACCGCUUGGAUCCAAUCCAGCCUCGUCACCUUGCGCAACUGCGGCGGCGGCAUCACAGCCUGGAAGGGAACAAACACUACUUUCGAAAACAAAUACGGCGUCUACAUCCACGACUCCACUGUGCAAAAGGCGAAUUCUUCGCUUGCUAUCACGGGCAAAUGCCCCCUGGGACGCCCGUGGAAUGCGCUUCACCGUUCCAUCUUUGCGAAUUGCUAUCUUGAUGACUCGGUGAAGCCAGAUGGGUAUAUCAAGUGGGGCACUACGGAUCCACGGUUUGGCGUCAACACCACAAUGGCUGAGUAUAGGAAUUUUGGGCCGGGCUGGAAUGAGACGGCGAGGCGGGACGGCAAUGUUACACUCGUGUUGAGUGAAGACAUGUAUCAGGGGUAUGAUCGUGUGGAGAAAGUAUUCCAGUACCCGUUUGAGGGACGAUUUGGGAAUACGGCGUGGAUUGAUGGGGACUUGUAG
Pyrenophora tritici-repentis Pt-1C-BFP is the source of this 1149-nucleotide messenger RNA. RefSeq lists its product as uncharacterized. NCBI's taxonomy places the organism in Eukaryota, Fungi, Ascomycota, Dothideomycetes, Pleosporales, Pleosporaceae. The record is from RefSeq and is a predicted model, not a curated record.